AUGGCCAGGUGCUACGUCAGCGUCGCGGUGCUGGACGGCAAAAUCUACGCGCUGGGCGGCUACGACGGCGAUCGGCGCACCAACACGGCCGAGCGAUACGAUCCAGCCACCAACACGUGGUCGCUCAUCGCCGACAUGAACGACCAGCGAUCGGACGCCUGUGCCACGGUGCUCGGCUCAAAGGUGUACAUCGUAGGCGGCUUCACCGGGCAGCAAGUGCUCAGCACGGUCGAGUUCUACGACCCCAAGGCGAACGUGUGGACCUACGUCCGGGCCAUGACCACGCCUCGUAGCGGAGUCCGGGUCAUCAACUACCAGGACACGAUCUACGUGCUUGGCGGCUUCAACGGAAACAACAGGCUUGCCACCGGGGAAAAGUACGACCUUCUGAGAGAUCGCUGGAUCGAGCUGCCCAAUAUGCACACGCCGAGGAGCAACUUCGCCAUCGCCGUGCUAGACGACCUGCUCUUCGCCAUUGGUGGAUUCAACGGUCAUUUUUGCUAA
Molecule: messenger RNA, 504 nt
Organism: Rhipicephalus microplus (southern cattle tick)
Lineage: Eukaryota; Metazoa; Arthropoda; Arachnida; Ixodida; Ixodidae
Product: kelch-like protein 12
Molecular function (GO): protein binding
Source: RefSeq, a predicted model, not a curated record